AUGACGCCGGAAGAAAUCCAGCACUUGCUCUUCAAGAUGGGCAGAAUAUGGAGGCCUGCCUACGUCAACGGGUGGCGGGUCAAAGCGGAGGUGUUCACAGAAACUGUACACGGCAUUCAAAAUGGUGUGAUGGCUCACUCGCACACCAAACCUCAGCUGAAACAAGUUCACUGCAUGCGCAGAUACGGAGUUAGACUCGCGGUAGCACAAUACCAUUUCAAGGGAUUAGGAAUCAUGAUGGCCACAAUAAUAUGGAUAGUGAAAGACAUGGCAAUCGUUAUUCUGUAUGGUUUGGAGUGUGAGAAGUUUUAUAUAGCUAUAGAAGACGCUGAAACGGCCUGUAUACAAUUGAUGAAGAACAGAAAUUGUCCAGGCAAGUAUGAUUACGCUUCCACUGGGAAGUUCACACACCCAGAUAAAAAUUUAUUCUACAACAUUAUCUCAGUCACCACUUGCCUUGUACUAGUGCUUAUCUACUUCUACUGCAUUUUUAAGGAUUGCUUCCACAUUGCUUGGGAAGGCCUACUUCUCGCAAAAUAUGUCAAUUACUGCUUUGGAUACCUCGUAUAUGUAGUCGGAGUAAUCAUAGCAUACUUCUUCAACAUAAAAAAUAGACACAGCAACGUUGUUUUUGCUUUAAAAAUCCAGCGCAUAUGUGAAAUUUUCAAAAUCCAUGGCAAGAGUUUGAAGAGUUUGAUUGUUAUAAACUGGGUUCUUGUCAUCGUCUUGAAUUCCUAUCAGAUAUUCUGGGUUUUUUUCUUCUAUUACGCCUUUUCGCGCUAUGGGUUUCCCAUCGAAGAGCUGGUCCCCAACUAUUUUCAUAUUCAAUUUGAUGUCAAUGCUGUUCACACCUCGAGAAUAAUGAAACUGAUGUGGCAAACGCUUCGCACUUGGCUGGAAGGUUUGCAAAACGUGUACAUAGUCGAAGAUGAAGACGUUGAACACUAUUGGAGGAAUAUUAUUGCCGUUUAUAAGGAAAUUAUUGAAGCUUAUGACAUUUUUCGCAAGUCUUUUCAAGUGUUGAUUUUAAGUUAUGUCUUUCACGUCUUCACAAAUGCGUUAUUGUCAAUUGGAUUGCGCAUUGAAAUUGGCAAAGCCUCUGGCGGCAAAGGUAUGUUUGCACUAACAGCAUUUAUAUCCCUAUUAUGGCUGGUGAGGAGUAUGCUGAUAAUUAUAACUUUAAGUAUAGAAAGUGAGAGGCUUUACACAGAACUGAAAGAAGUUAGAAGCAUUUGCAUACAAAUUAUUGGAUCCAAUACGUGCUCAGAAGUAAAAAAGAGAAUUUGCAAAAAUAUUCUUCGAAUACAGAAGACCAGCUUCAGGAAAUUCAACGCGUGUGGUCUAUUCGUUGUAGACGGUAUGCUACCCAUACAACUGUGCGGUCUCAUCACAACAUACUUGAUUGUUAUAUUACAGUUUGAGUUUCUGUAG
This is a messenger RNA of Helicoverpa zea (corn earworm), 1431 nucleotides long. RefSeq lists its product as uncharacterized. Gene Ontology annotation, biological process: sensory perception of taste. The transcript has 6 exons. Gene Ontology annotation, cellular component: membrane. Lineage: Eukaryota; Metazoa; Arthropoda; Insecta; Lepidoptera; Noctuidae. Bases 1 to 1431 code for a protein of 476 amino acids. The record is from RefSeq and is a predicted model, not a curated record.